Messenger RNA from Moneuplotes crassus, 1375 nucleotides. Lineage: Eukaryota; Ciliophora; Spirotrichea; Euplotida; Euplotidae. The record is from the annotation of a GenBank genome assembly.
AUUUUGUGAGUUUUAAAGUAUUUGCAGAAAUGUCGACUGAAGAGAAAGAUAAGUCAAUUGAAUCACAAACAGAGGAAUCUUUAAAUCCUUUUAAGGGUAUUUUCAAUAAUAACAGGCCUUCAGGAACACCUCCUGAGAUUGAGGAGAAGGUUCUUUCAGGACUCCACAAUAAUAAAAGCAUCAAAGUAAACAUCAGGAAGGAAGAGGACUUCCCUGGCUUUAAGUCACACGAAAUCAAAAUUGAUGACCAGGAAUUUUCUAAGGAGCCUCAAGAGGAAUAUCAGGAAGAAAUCGGACAAGAAAGCAAGGAAGAAGAAAAGGAGGUAAUUCAAGAAGAGACUCAAGAAGAAUUUUGAGAUGAAAUUCAGAGAGAAAUACAAAGGGGAAUACAAAGAGAAAUUCAGAAAGAAAUCCAGAGAGAAACUAAAGUAGAACUUUUCUCUAGAAUGCUGAAACAACUUCAGAAAAAGUCAAGAAAAGAUCAAGAAGAAGUAAGAUCAGAAGAGUAUGAACGAAUCUGAGAAGAAGAUCUGAUGGGACCUCUAGAAGGAAAUUUAGAACCAAUCUUAGAGGAGGGAACUCUUGAAGAAGGAACUUUGAAGGAUUGAACUCUUGAUGAUUGGGGUCUUGAAGAAGGAGCCCUAGAGGAGGGAACCCUAGAAAGAAGUGCUUUAGAAGAAGGAACUAUAGGAAAAGGUGUUUUGGGAGAAGAAACCCAAGAAGAAGGAACUCUAGAAGAAGGAAUUUUAGAAGAAGGUAAUUUAGAAGAAGGUACUUUAGAAGAAGGAGUUCUAGAAGAAGGAACUCUAGAAACAGGAAAUCUAGAGGAAGGAACAUCAGGAGAUUGGACAAUAAAAGAAGUAGCCAUAGAGGAAACCUUGGAAGAAGGGAGCUUAAUAGCAGAAGCCUCAGAAGAAGGAACUAUGGAUCAAGAUUUUGGAAAAAUUAAGGAUAAUUAUUUUGAAGGAAUGCUAGAAGCAGAUUUAGGAGAAGUCAUUUGAGAAGAUCAAGAAGGAACUCAGGGGAAUACUUCUGAAAGAACUUUUGAAGAUUAUAGAGAUAAAGUGAUGAAAGAAUUUCAGACGCAAGAUGAAGAAAUGACUCAAAAUUUGAGUGAAGAGAUUAAGGAAUUAGAAGAUAAGAAGAUUAGCAAAGCCGACCAUAACAUGAUAGGCGACACUGACACGAACAUUGGUGAUCUCGAUUCCGAAACCGACCAAUUAAAGGACCAGUCACACCUCUUGCUCGAAUCCAGUGCUGAAAUCCCUUCCUCCUCUACUCCAAUCUAUGAAGACACUUUCCAGUCCAAGCCAUCCGAAUCUUCCCACUCUGAGUAAAAUCUACCUAAAUCCUAACUAAAAUCUGGACAUUUUCA